Molecule: messenger RNA, 1012 nt
Organism: Nilaparvata lugens (brown planthopper)
Lineage: Eukaryota; Metazoa; Arthropoda; Insecta; Hemiptera; Delphacidae
Product: glutathione S-transferase
Exons: 5
Coding region: 283-891 (202 amino acids)
Biological process (GO): glutathione metabolic process
Molecular function (GO): glutathione transferase activity
Source: RefSeq, a predicted model, not a curated record
ACUGCGAUAAAAGCAUGAGUCACGUACGAGUAAUCAUACGCUUAAAGUUUAAAACUAUAGUUUAUACCUGGGCAUCUGAGUACUAUUACGAUAAUCAAACAAAUACCGGCUAUUUCUUGACAUAAAAUUGUCUCAAAACUGCUAGCUUGACAAUGUUUUAUACAGAAAUCGUAAUUGCUAUCAACUUACCACAAAUUGGAUUGGCGUUGAGAGGUUUCACAAAAUCCAUGAUAGUAAGCUUUCCUCUAAGCCACCUCCAACAGUAGUAGACCAGCUGCUGAAAUGCCUACAUAUAAGUUGACCUACUUCAACUUUGCUGGUUUGGGAGAACCUAUCAGAUGGAUGUUGUCCUAUCUAGAUGUCCCAUUUGAAGAUAAUCGGAUUGAAAGGGAGCAAUGGCCAACAAUCAAAUCAACAACUCCUUACGGCCAAGUUCCUGUGCUUGAAGUUGAUGGGAAACAAGUUUGUCAAUCGACUGCCAUUGCAAGGUACUUGGGCAAGAAAGCUGGCCUGGCCGGAAGUAAUGAGUGGGAGGAUCUGAUGAUAGACACCAUGAUUGAUACUUUCAAUGACUUCCGAUCAUCCAUCAGCAAAUGGUUUAAAGAGAGUGAUGAAGCUACGAAAAAAAAGCUUGAGGAGACAUUGUUGAAUGAAAAAGUGCCAUUCUAUUUCAACAAAUUCAACGAUCACAUCAAGAAUAACGGUGGAUACUUGGCCAAUGGCAAGCUGUCCUGGGGCGAUAUCUACUUCAUUUCUAUUCUUGAAUUCAUGACUACGAUUUGGAGCGAUAUAAUCGACAAGUAUGAACACAUAAAAGCGUUGAAUGAUAAAGUUGUGAAUCUGCCCAAAAUAAAAGCGUGGAUUGAGAAGCGGCCUGUACCCAAGAAGUAGAAGCAUAUUUAUAAGAAAAUUUUCAUAAGCUAGAAUAUUAGUGCUAAAGCAAAAAUCUAAGCAACAUUAUUAAUAUCACACAUCAUUUCAUCUGAAUAAAUUUCAAUUUAAAGUAUGUUAA